This is a messenger RNA of Pungitius pungitius (ninespine stickleback), 885 nucleotides long. RefSeq names its product small ribosomal subunit protein eS27-like. Bases 185 to 550 code for a protein of 121 amino acids. Gene Ontology annotation, biological process: ribosomal small subunit assembly; translation. Gene Ontology annotation, molecular function: RNA binding; structural constituent of ribosome. Lineage: Eukaryota; Metazoa; Chordata; Actinopteri; Perciformes; Gasterosteidae. The transcript has 4 exons. Gene Ontology annotation, cellular component: ribosome; cytosolic small ribosomal subunit. The record is from RefSeq and is a predicted model, not a curated record.
AGGGUCCGUGUACCUUUUGAUCGUCCCUUUUACCGUAAAAACCAGAAAACCAAAACACUCGUUUCUCGUUUUUUGGUUCUAAACGAAAAACGAGAAAACGGCCGCCGACUUCCGUUUUCCCGUUUUGAUUUUUACGGUAAAUGGGACGAUCAAAAGGUACACGGACCCGCCUGCUCAGUUUCUUAUGAUACUGAAGUGUAACGUUAUAAUCCAAAGUACAUCUGAGGCUUCCACUCCAAGUCGCACUUUCUAUAUCGUCUUUGCAUUCGAAGAGAAACCUGCGUCAUUUGAGGGAAAAAUGCAAGAUAAGGAUCUUUUGUACCCAAGUCUUGCCCGAGAGAGGAGCAGGCACAAGAAGAAGAGGCUGGUGCAGAGUCCCAACUCCUACUUCAUGGAUGUUAAAUGCACGGGCUGUUACACCAUCACCACCAUCUUCAGCCAUGCACAGACGGUGGUACCGUGUGCAGGCUGCUCUCUGAUCCUCUGUCAACCAGCAGGGGGGAAAUGCAGACUCACUGAAGGCUGUGCCUUCAGGAAGAAGAAAUCCUGAACAGGAAAUGGUGCUAAACACCCAUGACAGCUGGAAGAAUGGACUACAGGUAGAAGUCCUCCAUCCUUAGACAAAUACAUCUGUAUCUUGAAAAUAUGCAGUGGUAUGUCAUCCCUCCCCCACUGUAGUAUAUUAUACAGUAGAGCGAGAGAGGAGCUAUGUACGCUCCAGAAAAACUUAAAUCAUGAGACAAGACACGCUGUAUGAUUAGAAUGAAUAACGUCAUUGAUCGAUUCGAUGAAGCACUUUCAUGUAGACUAGUUGACUAUGUCCAUCAAUGAUAAAAACACCAUUUGAAUUCCUCAAUAUGCACACAAAGUCCAAUGAGUCAUGGU